AUGACACGCCACAUAAUUCGCAAAUGUUUGCGAUGCUUCGAGGCUAAACCGACAGGUCCGCCUGACUACCUGAUGGGCAACCUUCCCCGCGAUCGGCUCGUAGCGACUCGACCGUUUGAGAACACCGGCGUAGACUAUUGCGGUCUAUUAUUUAUGAAAGAGAAACGAUUUCGCAACCAAAAACGCCUCAAGGUGUAUGUAGCAGUGUUUAUUUGUUUCGUGACAAAGUCUGUACAUUUAGAAUUAGUUAGUGAUUUGACCACAGAAGCCUUCCUCGCGGCAUUAAAUAGACUUUUUUCAAGACGAGGCAGAUCUAAAAAUAUCUACUCCGACAAUGCUACAAAUUUUAUUGGUGCAAAAAACGAGAUCGCAGAGCUAUUGACGUUAGUAAGAUCAAGGGAUCACGAUGAUCAAGUUGCGCGACAUCUAGCUAACGAAGGAAUAGUAUGGCACUGUUCACCACCCAGGUCACCCCAUUUUGGUGGUUUAUGGGAAGCUGCUGUGAAGAGUUUCAAGCACCAUCUAAUAAGAACCGUUGGAGACACUUUGUUGACGUAUGAACAACUAAACACGUACGUAGUUCAAAUUGAAGGCACCCUCAAUUCUCGUCCCCUAACACCCCUUUCGUCCGAUCCAAACGAUCUGCAAUCGUUAACACCUGCUCACUUCCUAAUCGGUGAGUCAUUUACUAGUCUGCCUGAACAUGAUUUCACGACUAUUGUGACGAAUAGGUUAUCUCUGUGGCAACAUAUACAGCGUAUUAAACAACACUUUUGGACGCGCUGGCAUAAACAGUACUUAAACGAAUUAAGUAUUCGUAGCAAAUGGAAGAUUGGAGCCUCCGAUGUGAUCAAGAUGGACAUGCUGGUACUCCUUCGACACGAAACGCUACCAGCGAAGCGAUGGCCGUUGGGGCGGAUCAUGGAGAUCCAUCCGGGACAUGACGGUGUUGUAAGGGUAGCGACCGUUAAAACCGCGAAUGGACUGUACAAAAGAAGUGUAAAGAAACUGUGUCCUUUACCAACUCAAGUAGCUUAA
This is a messenger RNA of Megalopta genalis, 1038 nucleotides long. NCBI's taxonomy places the organism in Eukaryota, Metazoa, Arthropoda, Insecta, Hymenoptera, Halictidae. The record is from RefSeq and is a predicted model, not a curated record.